This is a messenger RNA of Gaeumannomyces tritici R3-111a-1, 1305 nucleotides long. RefSeq lists its product as hypothetical. Bases 350 to 1114 code for a protein of 254 amino acids. The record is from RefSeq and is a predicted model, not a curated record. NCBI's taxonomy places the organism in Eukaryota, Fungi, Ascomycota, Sordariomycetes, Magnaporthales, Magnaporthaceae. The transcript is spliced from 3 exons.
GUUUGGGUCAAGUCGUACAGCCACUGUGAUGCGGCAAGAACGACCUGGUGCUUCCCGUCGGACUUGCAGCAGGUGCCACAGGUGCGCAGGUGAGGAAUACCUGCCCCCCAAAAAGUGUUGGCAUUCCGUAAUCUCUCGUCAGCAAGCAAACGCUGGAUGUCAAAAUAGGGGGGGAAAAAAAGAAGAAAAAAACCGAAACUCAAUCUCACUCAUCCUACGCACACUCUAAACAAGGAGUCUUUUGAAGCAUCUAAAAACGACAGCGGAACUUUGUCGACACAGGCCGCAUGUGAAGGGCUGAUUUUUCCUGUUCGAGUUUGCCUGCGGACCCCUAAAGCUUUCUUGCGCAAUGGCCUUCAUCCGUCCGUACCAGGAGUCCGACUUUGAUGCGACGGCUUUCAUCUGCCGCGCAACCCUCCCGCCGACGCUGCAAAAAUCGGAGCCGGCAAGGCGCCUGGCGCCCUACAUCUGGACGCACCAGUACACGGACCUGGCGCCGCGGCACUGCCUCGUGCUGGACGACGGCGCCGGCCGCUGCGUCGGCUACGUCAUCGGCUGCCCGGACGUCUUCGCCUUUGCGGCCGGCUACCACGCCUACGUGUCCAAGCGGCUGACGGCGCCCGAGUUCACGCCGCGCCAGAUGGCCACGCGCGAGCCCUGGUCCGUUCCCGGCGGGGGGGACGGAGGAGAGGAGGGGUCGGAGGAGGAGGUGGUGGCGGUCAACGAGCAGUUCCUGCUCCAGGUCGCGCGCAACCCGCGCUGGCUGCUGCUCGAGGGCGCGGGCGGCAAGGAGGCGCUGGUGCAGAGCCACCGGGCCACGAUGCAUAUCGAUCUGCUGGAGCCGUUCCAAGGGCAAGGGUGGGGCCGGAAGAUGAUCGAGGCGUUCGUGCAGACGGUGCGCGAGGCCGGCGGGCAAGCGGCGCACGUGGUGGUGCUGGACGAGGAGACGGGGCUGGGUCGCGGGCAGGAGAUGGUGCUGGACUACGGAAAGGGGAUCCACAUUGGCGUCUCGGGCGAGAACACAAAGGUCGUGCCCUUUUACGAGAGGGCCGGGUUCAAGGUGUACCCCGGCGGCGAGGUCGAGGGGAACGUGUGGAUGGUCUAUGAUCUUUGAGAGGCUUUGCCCGUAUUGUGUUGGGAGGCGCUACUAGAGUAGUCCAGCCCUGUUUUCGAUAUGCCCAGUUUGAGAGCAAUGAAGCCCGGUUUUGUAGUAUGAAGCACGAGAUGAUAUGUACGGGAGGCGUGUGUACAAGCGAGAGCAACACUGCAAAUCAAGUAUAUGCGAAAAGAAACAGCAUCCUUCUC